Molecule: messenger RNA, 1005 nt
Organism: Blepharisma stoltei
Lineage: Eukaryota; Ciliophora; Heterotrichea; Heterotrichida; Blepharismidae
Source: the annotation of a GenBank genome assembly
AUGACAGACAAACUUCGAGCUCUUACAAUAGACAGGUAUGGUGAUAUAAAUUCCAUGACUGUAAAAGAGUUAAAAAUCCCUAAAGACAUCCCUGAGAACUUUGUAUUGAUUAGAAACGAAUUUGCAAGCCUACACCCAGCAGAUGAAUACAUUUACAUGGGCAAUUUUUCAGAGUUAAGACUGUCCCAUAACACUUUAGGUUUAAAUGGAAGUGGAACUGUAAUAAAGUCAGGGGGCGGAGUUUUAGCUAACUCCUUGCUAAAUAAACGUGUCACUUUUAUGACCUAUGGCCCUAAUAAUACAGGAUCUUUUGCGAAUAUCACGAUUGUUGAUGCAAAUUGUGUAGUUCCAAUACCUGACAGUAUGAAUUUUGAGCAGGCUGCUGGCGCAAUUUAUGCUUUAACUAUUGAAUAUAUGAUGAACAAAAUUAGAAAGGGAAAUCACAGAGCAGUCAUACAAAAUGUGGCUUGUGGGUAUAUAGGGAAAGCUAUGAUUAAAUAUUGCACUCGCAAUGGAAUUUCUAUAAUAAAUAUUGUAAGAAGAAGUAACCAAGCAGAUUUAUUGAGAGAAAUGGGCUGUGAAUAUGUCUUUGACUCAUCAGAAGAAGGCUGGGAAACCAAAGUAAGCCUAUUAGCGAAAACUCUUAAAGCUACAAUUGCAUUUGACGGAGUAGCAGGAGAAAUGACCGGGAUUCUUUAUGAUUGCUUGUGUGAGCCUGGCGUUUUAUAUGUUUAUGGGCUUCUAUCAAAUCAGCCAUGCUUGAUAAAUCCUAUGAGCUUAAUAAAGGAAAAAAAGAUAAAAGGGCUAACUCUAUUUGGAUGGCUAAAUAAACUGUCAAUUCUUAAAAAGACUAAACUAGUUGAAAAAGUAGCAAGACUUUAUGACCAAGUAUUUUUUGUAAAUUAUUGUGCAACAGUUGAUAUUAACACUUUUAAAGACACAUUACAGUGUUAUAGAGAUCGUAAGACAAAUUCUAAAAUUUUACUGAGAACAAGAGGCAUAUAA